CGUCUGGUCGCGGUCUCGGAAAGGUCGGUUUUCCGGAGGCUGAACGGGCGCGUCGUUGGAGCCCGGUGAGGCGCCGCCGGCCGGCUCGGCGGGUCCCCGGCUGCCCGCGCUCGGCUCAGCCUGGCGCGCAGCUCGUGUUCUGUCCGCAUCUCGGGGAUGCCUAGCGGGGGGUGGCAAAACAACUUCUCCCUGAAGCCGUCAAGUGUACAACCAAAGACCGCCCUUUUUCACUCCGGAGCCCCUAAUGCAGCUAUCUAAUAAAUGGUCAUAGAAGUAGCAGAGUUCACAAGUCCUGGAACUUUGUCCACUGCCAUGUCACCAGCGUGUUUUCACCCGGAACAGAGGGCAACUCUUUUUGGAUGGUGCGAGGAAGUAGACCUGCGACAGCGUCGGCCGCAACGUACUUGUUGAGUGUUGCUUGGACGCUUGUGAAAAACUGGAAGAUUUCGUAGCGGGCGCCUGGCGCUGUGCUGAGUCAUGUUUCUGCGCGCAGCGACUGUGGGGAGACAGUUUCAAAAGACGUUUCCCCUGCCCACCGCUGUGAUCACUAUUCUGAAGCCACCUCUGUGUCUGCACAGAGAGACUGUAAUUGGUAGUAUGCGCCACUUACAGUUAUCUGAAACAGCAAAGUUACAUUAAAUAGGAGAGGUUUUUCAUUAAGACACUCGGCAAGUGUAUUACCACCUCCUGAAUGGAAUGCAACGAGGGACAAAUGGAUAACAAGAGAGUCGCCUGACCAAGCCGAAGAUGCAGAGCACUCCUAAUCAUCUGUGGCUUCUGUCUGAUAUUUUAGGCCAAGGAGCAACUGCAAAUGUCUUUCGUGGGAGACAUAAGAAAACCGGUGAUUUAUUUGCUAUCAAAGUAUUUAAUAAUAUAAGCUUUCUCCGUCCAGUGGAUGUUCAAAUGAGAGAAUUUGAAGUAUUAAAAAAACUCAAUCACAAAAAUAUUGUCAAAUUAUUUGCUAUUGAAGAAGAGACAACAACAAGACAUAAAGUUCUUAUUAUGGAAUUUUGUCCAUGUGGGAGUUUAUACACUGUUUUAGAAGAGCCAUCUAAUGCCUAUGGACUACCAGAAUCUGAGUUUUUAAUUGUUUUGCGAGAUGUGGUGGGUGGAAUGAAUCACCUCCGAGAGAACGGCAUAGUGCACCGUGACAUCAAGCCGGGGAACAUCAUGCGUGUUAUAGGGGAGGACGGGCAGUCUGUGUACAAACUCACAGACUUCGGUGCAGCUAGAGAAUUGGAAGAUGACGAGCAGUUUGUUUCUCUGUAUGGCACAGAAGAAUAUUUGCAUCCUGAUAUGUAUGAGAGAGCAGUGCUGAGAAAAGACCACCAGAAGAAAUAUGGGGCGACAGUGGAUCUGUGGAGCAUUGGGGUGACGUUCUACCACGCGGCCACUGGCUCUCUGCCCUUCAGACCCUUCGAGGGGCCUCGUAGGAAUAAAGAAGUGAUGUAUAAAAUAAUUACAGGGAAGCCUUCUGGCGCGAUAUCUGGAGUACAGAAAGCAGAAAAUGGGCCGAUUGACUGGAGUGGAGACAUGCCUGUCUCCUGCAGCCUUUCUCGGGGUCUUCAGGUGCUGCUUACCCCUGUUCUUGCAAAUAUCCUUGAAGCAGAUCAAGAAAAAUGUUGGGGUUUUGACCAGUUUUUUGCCGAAACUAGUGAUAUACUUCACCGAAUGAUAAUUCAUGUUUUUUCACUGCAACAAAUGACAGCUCAUAAGAUUUACAUUCACGGCUAUAAUACUGCUACUGUAUUUCAUGAACUGGUGUAUAAACAAACCAAAAUUAUUUCUUCAAAUCAAGAACUUAUUUAUGAAGGACGACGCUUAGUCCUCGAGCCUGGAAGACUGGCCCAGCAUUUCCCUAAAACUACUGAGGACAAUCCCAUCUUUGUAGUAAGCCGGGAACCCCUGAGUACCACAGGGUUAAUAUAUGAAAAAAUUUCUCUUCCUAAAGUACAUCCACGUUAUGACUUAGACGGGGACGCUAGCAUGGCCAAGGCAGUUACAGGGGUUGUGUGUUACUCCUGCCGAACCGCCAGCACCCUGCUGCUUUACCAGGAGUUGAUGCGGAAGGGGGUGCGAUGGUUGAUUGAAUUAGUUAAAGAUGAUUACAACGAAACUGUUCACAAAAAGACAGAAGUUGUGAUCACGUUAGAUUUCUGCAUCAGAAACAUUGAAAAAACCGUGAAAGUAUAUGAAAAGUUGAUGAAGAUCAACCUGGAAGCAGCAGAGUUAGGUGAAAUUUCAGAUAUACACACCAAAUUGUUGAGGCUUUCCAGUUCUCAGGCCACAAUAGACUCCAGUCUCCAGGACAUCAACACCAGGUUAUCCCCAGGUGGGCUGCUGGCGGACACAUGGGCACACCAGGAAGGCACUCACCCCAGAGACCGGAGUGUAGAAAAACUACAAGUCCUGUUAAAUUCCAUCACAGAGAUUUAUUAUCAGUUCAAAAAGGACAAAGCAGAACGAAGACUAGCUUAUAAUGAAGAACAAAUCCACAAAUUUGAUAAGCAGAAACUGUAUUACCAGGCCACAAAAGCUAUGACACUCUUUACAGACGAAUGUAUUAAAAAGUACGAGGUGUUUCUGGACAAGUCAGAAGACUGGAUGAGAAAGAUGCUUCAUCUUAGGAAGCAGUUAUUAUCUCUGACUAAUCAGUGUUUUGAUGUUGAAGAAGAAGUGUCAAAGUAUCAAGACUACACAAGCGAGUUACAAGAAACUUUGCCUCAGAAGAUGUUUGCAGCCUCCAGUGGACUCAAACAUACCAUGGCCCCGAUUUACCCGAGUUCUAACACAUUAGUGGAGAUGACUCUGGGCAUGAAGAAAUUAAAGGAGGAGAUGCAAGGGGUGGUUAAAGAACUUGCUGAGAACAAUCAUAUUCUAGAAAGGUUCGGCUCCCUGACCAUGGACGGCGGCCUUCGCAAUGUUGACUGUCUUUAGCUUUCCGAGGUGUUUGAGAAAAGUUUCAGUUUGCACAAAAUAUAAUUGCUGGGGCAUUAAAUGGAUGCUGUAGUAAGUGGCUUUCAUUUCUACAAUUCAGUAUUUGAUGUGGUCCUGUAAAUAUGUACAGUACUGUAAAUAUAUUAAAAAAUAUGAAUUUUUGGCUGCUGUGAAGAUGUAAUUUUACCUUUUAACAUUUAUAAUUACGUGAAGAAAUUUGAACUCUGAGCUCAAGAAGAAAGCCAUGACCGACCAAUCUGUUGAAAUCCUCCGCUCUGAGUGAGCUAACAAGUCACUCUGCCUGCCUGCUGGGAUGUUUAUAACUGGAACCAUAAUUGGGAUCCUUAUGAACUGGAGAGACUGCAAGUUGACACAUUAUGAGUGGGAGAAUGGCAUGGUGGCUGCCGAGAGUGGGGAACAGAACCGAACCACUGUUUUACUAGGAUCACAAUUUUUUGAGAAGGAUAAAGUGGCAUUAUUUCAUUUUACAGGGGCCCAGAUUGCAAUUAUCCUUGAGUCCAUCUAAUUUCCAAUAAAUUAUUGAGCAAAAUUUCUUUCUUUCUUUCUUUCUUUUUUUU
This is a messenger RNA of Otolemur garnettii (small-eared galago), 3515 nucleotides long. RefSeq names its product TANK binding kinase 1 (gene TBK1). Gene Ontology annotation, biological process: peptidyl-serine phosphorylation. Gene Ontology annotation, molecular function: ATP binding; protein serine/threonine kinase activity. The coding region runs from base 748 to 2937 and encodes 729 amino acids. Lineage: Eukaryota; Metazoa; Chordata; Mammalia; Primates; Galagidae. Gene Ontology annotation, cellular component: cytoplasm. The transcript has 21 exons. The record is from RefSeq and is a predicted model, not a curated record.